Sitophilus oryzae (rice weevil) is the source of this 1862-nucleotide messenger RNA. RefSeq names its product putative ankyrin repeat protein RF_0381. The transcript is spliced from 2 exons. Lineage: Eukaryota; Metazoa; Arthropoda; Insecta; Coleoptera; Curculionidae. Gene Ontology annotation, molecular function: protein binding. The record is from RefSeq and is a predicted model, not a curated record. The coding region runs from base 59 to 1219 and encodes 386 amino acids.
AGUAUAAAUAAAUAAAUAACGCGUCGCGUGUCAGACAACUAACCAACUUUAUUUCUUCAUGGAUUUCGACUUGUAUGAAGUGGCAAGAAAUGGUUGUUUUCCUAUUUUGAACUUGGCAUUGGAUAAUAUCGGGCUUUAUAAUAUUGACGUGAAUCGGCCAGAUGGAAAAGGGAAUAUUUUGUUACACUAUGCUGCUGAUCAAGGACACUUCGAAACAGUCGAGAAACUCCUCAGCCUGAAUUCAAACCCCGACUUCCCAGACCGCAAGCACAAUACUGCCCUCCAUCUGGCCUCCCGCAAUGGUCACUCCUCCAUCGUUACGCUCCUGCUAACGAAGGGUGCUGAUAUAAACGCCAGAAACUACAGCGGUGAAACCCCGAUCUUUGAGUCGGUCAAGUCCCGAGACCUGACUCUAACGACCUCGCUGAUCGAGAAGGAUGCGAAAAUUGAUAUAAAAAACAAAGGAAACGAAACCUUACUGCACGUGGCUGUCAAAUCUGGCGACGAAGAAAUUGUGCGAAUGUUCCUUGAAAAGGGUCUUGAUGUGAAUAGUCGCACUGCUUGCGGAGAGACUCCUUUGCAAGAAGCUAUUCGAAGUGAAUUUGAAGACCUUAUCGAGAUUUUAAUUGAAUUUGGAGGAGAUUGUACUGUUAAAACGGCAUUAAAUCAAACAUUAUUACAUCUGGCAGUACUUCAUAAUAAAAUCCGAACUUGCGAGUACCUUAUUUUGAAUAACGUCCCUAUAGAUUGUGUUGACAUCAACGGAUCUACUGCUCUACACUACGCUGCUGAGAACAAUUACACCUCCAUAGCAUCACUUCUUAUACAAAAUCAUGCAAAUGUCAACCAGAAGGACGAGGAUGAUUAUACUCCUAUUCAUGUAGCAGCAUGCAAAAAGACGAGUUUGGAGACAUUCGACAUUUUGUUGAAAAAUGGCGCUGAUACAGAGAGUGUGACUGUCAAUGGUGAUCUGCCGUUGCAUUGUGCUGCAGCUAAUGAAAAUGAAUUAGCUGUUAUAGCGCUUUAUAGGAAAGAUCUGUUGAUGAGGAGGAAUAAAUGUGAUUUGACACCGUCUCUGCUUGCACGACAAUGUGGAAAUUUAUCCAUUGUAAGAUUGUUGAACAACUUGGAAAUCAGUGAACAGAACGCCAAUAACGCACUUCAUAAAAAGCGCGUGUCAUUUGCCGAAACUCCAUCAAUAAAAAGCCGAAAAGUUUAAAUGACUUGGCAAAGGAAUAAAAAAUAUCGCAUGAUUGCUAAGACUGUUUAUAGUUUUGAUAAGAUUAAUUUAUUUUUGUUUUGACCUAAUGUUUAAAACUUCCGGAAGAUUAAGAGAUAAAUACUAUAUUAGAUUGAUAUUUUGAAAUAUUGCUAUCGAAUAUAAUAAUUUGUACCUGUUUGUAACUAUAUAAUAUAUUUAUUUAUAUUUUACCUAUUUCGCCUUAUUAAUUUUACGUAAGAUUAUUUUUUUUGAAAAUACAAAUUAUUUGUUUGUAAGAAAACUUUGCUCAACGUGUCACAGAUAAUUUCGACUGGCAACAUCCAUAAAUUGAGAGAAAAACAAUUCACCUGUAAAUUUAAAUGGCAGGCGGCUGUAGUGUAUACAUAUUAUUACACCCUGUACAUAAUAGUUUAGAUAUAAGUAUUUCUUAAGUUAAGUUAAUUAAGGUCAGUUUAUAUUAUAUGUUUAGAAUUAGUUGUUUAUAUAAUAUUAGGAAUGCAACUAUGCAUUAUUGGAUGUCGCGCGAUAUGCUAAUUAGGGUUAACCGAAUUCAAUUUACUGUUAAGAUUUACACGAGAACAGAUUGUACUAGUUAUUCGAAAUAAAGUUGGUUUUUUAUAUAGUCUUAGAGUUUCCUUCA